Messenger RNA from Benincasa hispida (wax gourd), 2160 nucleotides. RefSeq names its product Ras-induced vulval development antagonist protein. Gene Ontology annotation, molecular function: chromatin binding. Gene Ontology annotation, biological process: regulation of gene expression. The record is from RefSeq and is a predicted model, not a curated record. Lineage: Eukaryota; Viridiplantae; Streptophyta; Magnoliopsida; Cucurbitales; Cucurbitaceae. Gene Ontology annotation, cellular component: nucleus.
CUCCCCUCAUUCAAGUUCACGCGCUCGGCAAAGUAUCCCUCGCCGUCUCAUUCUCGUCUCUCACAAGGUCGCCAAGGUCUCCUUCUUCUUCUUCUUCCACAUGCCCUUCUUGGUUCUGCGACUGCCCUUCUCAGCCUGUCAUCUUGAUUCCUGAACUCUUAAUUUCUUCUUUCAUAUGCUCAGAUCUGAUUAGAUAUCUUAUGGGCCGACCAGAAACUCUCCAUCAGUUGAAGAACGUUCGAUCUGAUCGAGAAAAUGGCGCCCAUCGUUACUCUCCGGAUUCCGAUGUGUCCCGUGGCGAUUACCGACGACGUCGUAGCCCUAGCUAUGAAAGUUAUGAUCGAUACAAUCGCCGUCGAUCUGUCUCGCCUGACUACCCGGAUGUUAGACGGAGCCCUAGGGUUGAUGGAGACCAAAACGGUCUGCCCAAGAGAUUUGGGCGUGCCGGAGGGAGGGCGUAUCUGGAUAGGAAUGGGAGAGCGUCUGACGAGUCGGAUUCGGAUGAGGAGUUGAAGGGGUUGAAUUAUGAGGAGUAUCGGAGGCUGAAGAGGCAGAAGCUCCGGAAGACAUUGAAGCAUUGUAUUUGGAGAGUCACCCCUAGCCCACCUAGGAAUGGGAAUGAAGAAUAUGAGGAGAAAGAUGAUGAGAUUUUGGAAAAAUAUGGUGACGACGACGGUGGAGAUAAAAGUGGAUUGAACGAGAAAAAGCAACAUGAAGAAAAAUAUGCAUCUGAUCAAACUAAGAAUUCCGAUUCGGACUCUGAUUCUGAAUUGUCUGAUACAAAAUUGAAAAGGGGGAAAUCGAAGAGUUCAGGUUCCAAGCGUAGAAGUAGAAAAUCGUCUCUUAGUGAUUCAGAGUCUGGCAGUGAUACCGAGAGCGAAGGUGAAGGUGAAUCAGAGGAAGAAAGUCGGAGGAGAAGAAAGAAAUCGACGAGUAGGAGGAACAGAAAACAUAAGAAUAUCAAGAGUAGUAAGAAGAAGAAGAGUAGGUACAGUGAUACAGAGGACAGUGAAGAAAGCGAGACAGAUGAUUCUGAUGUCAGUGACCAUGUGAAGUCAAGAAAAAGAAGUCGUAGAAAGAGGUCCAAGAAGAGUAGGAAGAGGAGGUAUAGUGAUUCCGAUGAGAGUGAGGAAAGUGAAGGCAAAGGGUUGAGGAAGCGGAGGAGCUCUUCGACUUCAUCAAAAUCCAGGAGCAAGAGAAAAAGACAGUCAGAAUCGGAGAGUAAAAGUUCCUCGUCUGAGGAGAAUUCUGGUUCUGAAGACAUUGAUGAUAAGAGUAAAUCAAUGGUUGAUGGAGAGAAAAUGGCUGAGAUUAAUGCUGCUGAAGCUCUGAAGAUUAAGGAAAUUUUGGAUGCACAAAAGAAACCUGCAUUUGAUAAUGAGAUGCCAGUUGGACCGAUGCCACUGCCAAGAGCUGAGGGCCAUAUUAGCUAUGGUGGUGCUCUUAGGCCUGGAGAAGGUGACGCCAUUGCACAGUAUGUUCAGCAGGGGAAGCGUAUUCCACGGCGUGGUGAAGUGGGUCUUUCAGCCGAGGAAAUUCAGACUUUUGAGACCCUUGGCUAUGUGAUGAGCGGUAGCAGGCAUCAGAGAAUGAAUGCAAUCCGUAUUAGAAAAGAAAACCAAGUUUACAGUGCUGAAGAUAAAAGAGCCCUUGCAAUGUAUAACUAUGAAGAAAAAGCAAAACGUGAGCGGAAGGUGAUGGAUGAUCUCCAGCGGCUUGUUCAGCGCCACAUAGGUCAUGAUGUUGGCCCUUCACAUGAUCCUUUUGCUGCAUAACCUCAUUUGGCGCCAUAUUGAGAUGUGUAUGUAAUCACUCUUAAGGCAGGAACAAAAUGUGUCAUGUAAGGAUAUGUGAAUCACUGCUAAAUAUUGGUAUCCCUUUUAGUUGGCUUAUCAAACAAGCUUUAAGAAAAUAUGUUUUUGUCUUUGACAUGUGUUGCUGAAUCCCUUUUAAAAAGUUGUAUUUAUAGUAGAGUUUGAUGGUUCUAUAUUCAAGCAACUUAGAAAAUAGAAAUUUCCAGUAUUUUACAUGUUUGCAAGGCAGUACUUCACUAGGGAUGGCAUGGUACAGGUCAUACUAUUGACUUUUGGGAGAAUUGUCUAGAGUAUUUCCUUGUAUGAUAAAGUUUCAAUGAUCAAAAUGAGUUCUCUGCUUCGCCUA